AUGGCCCGUUUUGAUCAGUUGGAGGUACGGGUGGAUAACUUGGAGUUGCCGCACAACCGGGAUGUGGAUCCCGCGGAUGAUGGUUGGGAUUCGGAGGAUCGCGAGUAUGCGGAAUAUAGGGACUUCGACGGGGUACAACGGGCCGCGAACCCUCGCCAACGUUUCCUAGGGCGCCGCGACAUGAGAGGCGCGAGAGGCGGCCGCCGCGGUGGCUUUGGGGGCCGCGACGAGCCUUGGAGAAGGGGUCACUGGCAGCCGGAUGGUGGGUACGAUACCAGAAUGGUGCCGUAUCAGCCUCGCCGCCUUUCGAGUUGGGACCCGCCAGCGGCAAGGCAGCGGGGAGGGCGUGAUCACCGCCGCCUCGCAUCGUGCUGGGACCCGCCAACCGUAAGGGAUAGGGCCCAAUACUCAUAUGGGUCGGACGCGCAUCACGGGGUCAAAAUGCGUGCCCCCCACUUCGACGGGUCAGACGCGAAGAACUGGAUUUCACGGGUGGAGUACUACUUUGAUCAUAUUAUGAUGCCGGAGGAAGACCGUUUACACUAUGCGGUAAUGCUCUUUGAUCCCCCGGCCGCAGAAUGGAUAUUUAAUUACCGAAAUAACAACCAAUACGUCACGUGGCCUGAGUUUCUGGAGGAUGUGCGACACAGAUUUGAUCCGCAGAGCUUCAGAAAUUAUAUCGGUCCUCUAGCCAAAUUGGUUCAGACGGGGUCUGUGGCGGAGUAUCAUGACACGUUCGAGAAGUAUCUAAAUCGGGUUGAAGGUGUACCGGACUACAUAUUAAUCCCGGUAUUCAUCGAAGGCCUUAAAAUGCCUAUUCAGGAGAAGGUGGAGCUGCAACAGCCGCAGACAUUGGCCGAAGCUAUGGCAUUGGCCUUACGGCUAGCGGCCAACCAAGACCAUCGGUACCAGCAAGCUUCGACGUCGUCGCAAAAGCGACAGUGGCCCCCGAAGGACAGCCGCCAGCAGAACUUUCCUGCUCCGCCGCCGAGCGGCCCUGCCCACGGAGCGAAGCCGAACCAGCCAGCCCCAGAGCUGGAACGCCCUCGCGUAACGCCGAUUCGAGUGUCCAAUGCCGAGAAAUCGGAACGCUCGCGGAAGGGCCUUUGCUGGCAUUGCCCCGAGAAAUACACGCCGGGCCACGUGUGUACAACGAGGUUGUUAUGUUAUGUGGGGGAUCCCGAGUGGGAGGAAUCGGGCCAGACCCCGGAUGUUCUAUCUCCCGACGAGGAGUUGAUUACGGAGGAUAUUUCUCACCUCCACUCGCUUACGGGAGGAAAUCGCUCGGUACCUUUUCAGGUGGUAGGGGAAAUAGGGGUCACCAAGGUGCGAAUUUUGAUUGAUACAGGCAGUACACACAAUUUCCUCCAUUCCCGGUUCGCGGAGACAUUACGGUUGCAGUUAUACCGCAUUCGACCCUUCCGGGUGUACGUCGGGAAUGGGGCAUCGAUCAUAUGCUCCCACAUUUCGAGGCGGACUAAACUUUUGAUACAAGGAACAGAGUUUUUGCCAGAUUUGCACAUCCUCGAUGUGCACGGAUGGGAUGUGAUACUCGGCAUGGACUGGCUGGAGUCUUUAGGCCGGAUCUCGGCAGAUUUCGUGGGGAAAACGUUGGAGUUUCGGAGGGAUGGCCAUCCGGUGACGAUACAGGGAAGGCGGCCGGGCCCUCAGGCCAUUUCGCUGCACUCGCUCUCCUUACUGGCGUCGUCCUCGACAUCUCACGAGUUUUAUGAGAUCAUCGCACUGCCAGCGGACGAAGAGGCAGCGCCUGGCGCAGCCGCUGAGCUGGACUUCCCGGCAGACCUGCCGGAGGCAUGCCAACGGAUCCUCGGGGCUCACAAAGGGGUGUUUGAUGUGCCAUGCGGAAUCCCCCCACCGCGGGCGUUCGAUCACAGGAUUCAUUUACUCCCGGGCUCGAAACCGGUCAAUGUCAGGCCAUACCGCUACCCAUACUUUCAGAAAACCGAGAUUGAACGACAGGUUAAGGAGAUGUUGUCGCAGGGCAUAAUUCAACGAAGUCAAAGUCCUUUCUCAUCCCCGGUCCUACUGAUUCGAAAAAAGGACGGAACUUUUCGUUUCUGCAUCGACUAUCGUGCCUUGAAUUUAGCAACGGUGCCGGAUCACUUCCCCAUCCCCACGGCGGAUGAGCUGUUCGAGGAAUUGGGUAGGGCGAAGUUUUUCACAAAACUCGACUUGCGCUCCGGGUACCAUCAAAUCAGGAUGCACGAAUCAGAUAUUUUUAAGACGGCUUUCCGCACACAUGACGGGCAUUUCGAAUUUUUGGUGAUGCCUUUUGGCCUGACCAACGCCCCAUCCACCUUUCAAGCAGCGAUGAACACUAUUUUCCAGCCCCUCCUGCGCCGGCACGUCAUCGUUUUUUUUCGAUGA
Molecule: messenger RNA, 2388 nt
Organism: Salvia splendens (bonfire salvia)
Lineage: Eukaryota; Viridiplantae; Streptophyta; Magnoliopsida; Lamiales; Lamiaceae
Exons: 1
Coding region: 1-2388 (795 amino acids)
Source: RefSeq, a predicted model, not a curated record